AUUAAAUCGAAUCAGCCCAGAGAUUGAAGAGAAGGGAUAUGAAACUAGUCACGUGAGCUUAUGUGCUCAAUGUAAAUCAGAGUAAAAAGUUUAGGCACUCCGUGUUGCUGUAAAAAUGGCAGUUUAAUUUGUAAAUAAAAUAAAACAGGCCCAUGGGAAGCUGGAUGACUCACUUGAAGAAUUAUGAUCAUAUAACUGACUAGCCACAGAUUGUUUUAAAAUAUAUUUGGUGGCAAUAAAAUCCAGAACGCCAGAUUCCCUGGUUUAUUGGCUAUACUAGCCUUUGUGGGACUGUAGCAGAAAGCAAGUUGGUUUUCAUAAGAUGGUUCAGUGAUGAGUUUUAAUGUUAGCUAUGUAUUCUAUGUACUGGUGCCUGUCUCAAAGGCUAGAUCGCUCUGAUGCUGAAAGUAUAAUCGAUUUUUAGUGUACAAUUUUGCAAAAUUUUGCUCCAGGACAAGUACAAGAGGUCAAAAAAGUUGAAGUGAUCGAACAAGCUGUCUCUUGGCUCUUAGCUGAUGAGCUGUUACACUUCCCAAAGGUCCACUCUUGCAUUUAAUAUCAACUUUGUUCUAUAUGUAGCAGCAAGUCCAGAGAUACAGUCCCACAAAGUGUUUUACAUGAUUUUACAUAGAACUUGCAGUAAAGACAAUGUGCCACGCCCAUUUUUUGGGCAACACGGAUUGUAUGAACAUGUCAUCAAGUUUCAUAUCCCCUCUCUCUUCAAUCUCUGAUCAGCCGCAGAGGAGGUACGACAUAGGUUGACCUUUUGCUAAUGAGUUACUCCUGUAUUGCAUUCCUGCAGCAUGACAGGAUGUCACGCCCACAUGAUAUUUGUGUUGACUCAGCAGGUAUUUUAUGCACCGUCAGCGCUAUUUUACUGUUCUUUGUGUUUAUCUCUUCUGGAGUCUCUCCAAGAGGCAUUUUCUACUAGUUUAUCAAUCUUAGUAUCUACUAUAAGUGUUACAUUAACACAGGAGCCAUAGAAAGCGCAACAAACUCUUACACUGUAAGUUUAUAGCUUAUUUCUUCAACAAUGACUAUGCUAUUCAUUUUCUUAUGUCACAGGAUAUAGCUAGGCAUUAUUUAUAACUACUGUGGAGUACUAUGAUCGUUUGUAGUCUUUGAGCUAGCUAGGAGAGCAAGUUUUGGUGUUGUGCUUCCGUAUAUUCUCUUCUUUCUCCGUACACUCACAAUUCCUCCGUGAAACUUGAUGAUAAAUUAUGACGCGAGGCCACACCUCCUCUAGGUAAAUGUGGGCGUUACAUCCUGUCAUGCUGCAGUGUCCAUAGCUAGACAGGAAAUAAAGUCAGGCCAGAAUUCGGUCCGGGGGACUACACCAGGGUAUAUGUUCGACCUUUUUUUAAAUGAUAAACGUUGAAGUUCUUUGUUGGAGUUCGAGUCGCCUAUGAUCUAGAAUAGUGAGAGUCAGAUAGAUAUGAUAGAAGCAUCAGGUCUAAUGUUUGUUGUCGCUCUGUUGUUAACGUGUUCAUGGCAGGUGGAAGCCACCUUGACACCCUCCACCGUUACAGCCUGCCCUGAUGACCCUGUCAUCCUCACCUGCACUCUGCCUGGUUCCUUCAUACGAUGGAUGGUCACUACUCCACAAAACCAACAAGACAGCGUCACUUUGAGUAUUAUGAAUCCUGCUUUCAAUAUAUUUGCAUUCCGUGGUGUUCUCACUGACUCCAGUGGAGGAAUGCUCACUGCCACUCUCACUUCACUGUCUGUGGCCUCCACUGUGGAGGGUACCAUGGUGGUGUGUUUUGGAGAGAGCUCACAAGAGGGUCCUCUCACUAUCACUGUGGCUGAACCACCCUCCCCUCCACUGAACACAAGGGUGUCCUCCACUCAAAGCCAACCCAGCUCCUCCAACAUCACUCUAGAAUGGGAUGUUCCCUCAUCUACUGGUGGUGUGUCUGUCAGUUAUGUCCUUAUCAUCUCCCCAACACCUCUCUCUGGGUCACCAGUCACCAUGGAGACCACCUCGGCACAGAUCACUGUCUCCUACAACAUUCCCUACAAUGUGACCAUCAGAGCUGUUAACUGUAUUGGAAUGAGCAAUGCCUCAAUGCUGCUCACUAUACCUUCCAUAGUUGCCUGUCCCUCCUCCCUCUCUGUCGCUAGUGGAGUGGCCAACGUCCAGAUACCCAGUUUACCGACUCUGAACUCCAUACUUACCUUCACUUGUUUUGAAGAUAAUCAGAUGGUAACCUCUACCUGUGGUAGUGAUGGACAGUGGAAUCCUGAUCCAGAGGAUUUCAUGUGCCCAACAAUGGAACCCCCGGUGACUUGUCUUGUUCCCGUGGCCCCCUCUAUGGGUAAUGUAAGCAUUAGUGGCCAGUCUUACAUAGAAGGGUCACAGGUCAUCUAUCAGUGCAAUGACGGACUCUUUCCCAUGGGUGUUUUAAACGCCACAUGCACCAGAGACACCGGAGACAGACAAAAUGGAGUGUGGGAGCCUGACCCCGGUGCUGUGGUGUGCAGGACUUCGCCAGUCAACUGCACUGUUCCUGCUGAGCCCUCCAACGGAACUAUAGUGGACUAUGAGAAGUUGAAUGAGACAGUGUUGGAGGGAACAGUGCUGACUUACCAGUGUGACAAUGGACUCUCAUUGACUGGACCCAACACCAUCACUUGCACUAAUGCUGGAGUCUGGAGCACUGAGCCUGAGGCAAUCAUGUGUGUGCGUCCAACUAAAGCUCAAUCCCCAACUCUAUUCACUGGUACUGACCUUGGAAUUGCUGUUUCCGUUAGCGUGAUUGUUACAGCAGCUCUGUUUAUGAUCAUCGGAUUCCUCACUGGAGUCCUAGUGAUGUACCUUUGCUCUCAUAAGAAGGCAGUAUACUCCCCAUCAGUUGAUGGACAAGCUAACGUAAGACCCACUGUACCAGCUGGUCCUGUUUAUGAAGAAGUGUCACCCAAAGAGGAGAUUGAACUGAACACUAACCAAGCAUAUGGACCAAUUGGGCUGUAAGAAUUGUCAUUUAGCGUUUUUAUGUUGCUGCACUCUAUAUAUACAGUUUGUUGUUGUA
Halichondria panicea is the source of this 3032-nucleotide messenger RNA. RefSeq names its product CUB and sushi domain-containing protein 3-like. NCBI's taxonomy places the organism in Eukaryota, Metazoa, Porifera, Demospongiae, Suberitida, Halichondriidae. Bases 1436 to 2974 code for a protein of 512 amino acids. The transcript is spliced from 7 exons. The record is from RefSeq and is a predicted model, not a curated record. Gene Ontology annotation, molecular function: protein binding.